AUGAAACAAACCAACAUAAACAUCACCGAGCACACACCUCUUUUCACUGGUAAGAACAAGAAAAAGCCGUCAACAAUGGUCAUCAUUUCGUCUUCAGCAAUGCUAUCAAGACCAUCCCCAAAGCGAAUAUGGACACCUACCGGUAUCAAUGUCUAUAAGAAGGUGUAUGAUAAGAGUGACGAGAAGCUGAUUGAUCAUAUUAAAGAGACAUCCUUGAAACGUUACGGUCAGCCAGCAAAAGACGAGCAAGUUGAGGCAGUGUUCAAUCUUGUGCAAGGUCGAAACACUUUUCUCUUGGCCGGGACGGGCUUUGGAAAGUCUCGAAUUGCUGAGAUCUAUUACAAGAUGAUCCCAGUGAAGUCUCGCGCAGUCGUACUUGUUCUAAAUCCACUCGACUCACUUGGAGACAAUCAAGUUCUGGAAAAACAUCAAGCUGGCUUUACUGAAAUCAACCUGACGAAGCUGACGUUCAACCCAGAAGUUGCACAAGAUAUAAUGGACGGAGUGUACCAGUUCGUAUACUUGAGUCCAGAAAUCUUCCUCAACAACAAGCUCUUUGAAAGGUGCUACUUCAGCACGGAUUUCCAGAACCGACUGGCGUUGAUCGUGGUAGACGAGGCGCAUAUGAUCUAUAUAUGGGGCCUGGUUGAAAGUUCAACAUCGAAAACAUCAACUUCGGCCCACUUUCGUUUUGAGGACUACGGCAUCUUCCGGCCUUCUUAUGGGAAACUUGGGGCCCAGCUCUUGUUCCGAAAUGACAAGCCUAUCUUGUUGCUCUCGGCCACAUGCCGACCAGUUGCCGUGGAUGCGAUCAAGAGGAGCUUGAAAUUGAACGACGACAGUGUUGACAUUAUUCGAGCGGAGUUAACCAGGCCUGAAAUCCGAAUCAUCCGGGUGACGAUGGAAAAAUCACUUGCGUCUUCACUAGACGUGAUAAAGCUGUUCCCUUCGCAUCAACACGUGGCCGAUGCGGAUAUGGUUCCUGCUUUGAUUUACAGUGGCUCUCGUAACCGGACUUUGACUGUGAUGGAUGUCAUUGGCAUGGCGCGCGAGACACCUGGGGCAGCCUCCAUUCCAAACGGUGGCUGCGUGCGGCGUUUCCAUUCGUGUACCGGCGAUGACGAUAAGGUAUCUUGUGCUGAAGACUUUGCGGCUGGGAAUUUCCCACUCAUCUCAUGCACCAUGGCGCUUGGCCUCGGUCAGAACUGGAAGCGCGUGCGUAUGGUAGCACACAUGGGAAGAGGCGAUCCCGCGAAUGUGUGUCAGAUGAUCGGUCGGUGUGGUAGGGACGGGAAGGCAGGGUUGGCUGUGAUGUUUGUGGAGAAGACCCGUCGAGGAGGGAAGAACACGGUUGACAAGUUCUCACAAGGCCAUCCCCAAACGGAUCUAGACCGAAUGGAUGCCAUGGCUAUCACUCCCCUUUGUUUGCGAGUGGCCUUUUCAGUAGACAAUCUGUUUGGAUAUGUACCGCUUAUGGCUGAUGAUGAGGCCUACCUCAAUGAACGGGCCCGUGAAGAGUCGAUGGGGAUGCCGAAGUGUAACUGUUCCAACUGUGCCCCUGAAGCCGGUAGGUUGGUAAUGGAAGGACUGGUCUUUGCCAAUAAGAGCAACUUUGAUGAUAUAAUAAAUGAUGCGUUUGUUCCACCGAUAUCAUACGGCUUGAAGCACAAAUACCCCAAAAAGCCUUCGAUGGUCAAGAAGCACAAAUUCACAGAAGAUGACGAAGAAGAGAUCGAUUGCUUUGCGGCUCGUCUCUUGAGUGAUCUUUAUCUCUUCUACGAUACAGAGGUCUCACCAGGUGGAACUAUACUGGCAUCGGACUUGUUUGGAAAGGACGAGUGCGUUUCGGUCUUGGCUAGCUUAGAGAACAUUUCUCAGGUUCAAGAUCUUCGUUCGGUCGUUGGGGGGGAAUGUUUUGUAGGGGAGGCUCAGUGGUUGUUCAACUGGAUCACCGAAUUCAAGUUGAAGCCGCAAACGAUGAACACACCCGCUGGGACUUUGAUCAAAGCGAUCAAGAAGCCUAGGAAUACAGGCAAGGCAUCAGCCCAGGCUGUUUCUACCAUCCCGGAUGGUGUGCGACAGGCGCCUGCCCCUAGGCCACCUACUAAGAGGGCGCUUGCUCAAGCAGAAAGCAGACGGAAAUCACUAGAGCGACAGGCUGCAAAGAAGAGGGAAGACGAGAUCAAGGAGAUCCGAAGAAAUCAAAUUGCGAUGAUCAUGUCACAAACGUUGGCCGAUCAUUCAACUAAUCACUAG
Molecule: messenger RNA, 2256 nt
Organism: Puccinia graminis f. sp. tritici CRL 75-36-700-3
Lineage: Eukaryota; Fungi; Basidiomycota; Pucciniomycetes; Pucciniales; Pucciniaceae
Exons: 2
Coding region: 1-2256 (751 amino acids)
Biological process (GO): double-strand break repair via homologous recombination
Cellular component (GO): chromosome; cytoplasm
Molecular function (GO): ATP binding; 3'-5' DNA helicase activity; four-way junction helicase activity
Source: RefSeq, a predicted model, not a curated record